AUACCAGGACAAUCAGCUGUCUCGGGUAGUCGACUGAGAUAACGUCAGCCCCAAGUAUCGCUCUCAAAAUACUCCAGAAAUUAAUGGAUAAAUUAAUUAAAAGUCAACAUCCGGUCAACGGAUUAGUGAACAAACAAGAUUAAAAAUACAGUUAAUCCUUCGGUGAUGAUUCAGUGUCGCAAAGUCUCAAACGGGUGAUAAAGGGGUCGGGGGUGAACACGUGGGGAGAACCGCAUCAUAAAUUAUAAUUCAUGAAAAUAAUUCGUUAAAUAAACAAUAGAAAAAACGAAGAAACUGACUGUAAACUUCAUUAAUAUGUAAAUAUUAAUAUCGCUAUAAUUUCUCUUUUGACUCUUCCUCCAGUUUCACCCCCCAUCCACCCCUGUAACAUGAAAAGUAAUGGGACAAAAAAUUGAAAACUUUGAACUAAAUUUAGUGUAAAAUUUUAAAAAUUAGUGUAAAAAAAUACUAUGGUAUGUUCUACAACAUCAAAAAUAAACAUAACUACCCGCAAACGCAUAAUGAUCGAUUCAUCAGGUUCGACCACGACUACAGAGACAUUUUACAGUGACAAAAACACCCCGUGGUGUUACCUACCGAGGACUCUGCCUCGCCGAUCGAGCUUCGCCAGCGCUCGGCUAAUUCAGCCCGAAUCCCCCGCCGAGCACGUCCGAACCUUCACUGCGCAUGCACCGAGAAGGCGAAAAGCGAGGAAACUCAUACUAGCGACUCUCCUGUUGUUCGGUAUCGUGGUGGUUAUCAUCACUGCGAUUUUCUUGCACUCGGAUAGAAGAGAAAGAUUUCACAAUGGGGGUGGAUUGAUACCCCCAGACAGUUACGACUUUCUCCCCCCCUCGUGGAGUAAAUUAAGGGUCUUCAAGGGUGGCGCCGUUUGCUCAGAUGGAUCGCAAUGCGCGGAAAUCGGAAAGGGUAUUCUCGCAAAUAAUGGCUCAGCCGUGGAUGCAGCGAUCGCCACGAUGAUCUGCAACGGUCUAGUGAACAUGCAGGCGAUGGGGUUGGGGGGUGGUUUCAUGAUGACGAUCUACGACCGAAAAACCCAAAAAUCGUACUUCCUGGUAUCACGUGACGUGGCACCACUGGCAGCGACACCAGACAUGUACAAUAAGGAGGGUGUCAAUGCCUCCAAUAUCGGGCCCCUGGCCAUCUCUGUACCUGGUGAGAUCGCCGGAUAUCGUGCGUUGCACAAGAAAUUCGGUAGACUCAAGUGGGAGGAGCUCUGGGCCCCCAACAUUGAGCUCUGCGAUAGGGGCUGGAAUAUGACAAAAGCACUGUACGACGACUCACUGGAGGCCAUUGACCUGGUCCGGGCAGAUCCCACCCUGAGGAAGAUAUUCCUCGUGGAAGGGACCGAAGAGCUGAAGAGGCCCGGGGCCCUAGUCAAGCCUGACAAGCUCUGCAAGACCCUGAGGAUUUUGCAGCAGAAGGGAGCGGAGGAGUUUUACAACGGCACCCUGGGGAAGAUGUACAUUGAGGACUUGAGGAGACGAGGCAGCAUCUUGACGAUGAAGGAUCUCAACUCGUAUCAGCCCGUGUGGAAGACGACUUUGCAAACUAUUUUAUCGGAUGGUACACGUGUUUUCACCCCAAAUUUACCCAGCAGUGGUGCAUUGUUAUCGUUUAUUCUCAACGUACUGGAUGAAUUUAAAUUCACUCCUGAUAGCCUAAAGGGAUGGAACAACACGAUCCUCACUUAUCACAGGAUCAUCGAGACAUGGAAAUUCGCUUACUCGAUGAGGAGCAAAAUGGGAGACGAUUUGUUCGUUGAUAUGAAGGAGUUCGUGAAGAAUUUGACGUCUAGGGAUUACGCGAGAUCGGUAAAGACCCAGAUAACCGAUGACAGGACGUUUAAUGACCCAGUUCAUUACGGAGCUGGAGAAGAGCUUCGUGAGGAUCACGGUACAGCACAAAUUUCAGUUUUGGCGCCUGACGGUGACGCCGUGUCCGUAACCAGCAGUAUUAACAUGUAUUUUGGAAGCGGUAUCGUCAGUGAAAGAACUGGAAUAGUAUCGAACGCUGGAAUGGACGAUUUUACAGUUCUAGGACGUGUCAACUACUACGGUGUCGCUGGUACAAAUAAAAAUAAUUUAAUUGAACCCUUGAAGAGGCCGAUGUCCUCGAUGGUGCCUUCGAUACUCGUUUCACCGAGUGGCGACGUCAGGAUGGUCAUAGGGGGCGCUGGUGGUACUAAAAUCACGACUUCCGUUUCCUUCACGAUAGCUAGACACCUGUGGAUGAACAACACGAUAAAGGAAGCCCUGGACGCAUCAAGAAUUCACCAUCAGGUGUAUCCAAUGGAAAUUGCCUACGAAUACGGUGUGCCAGAGCCAGUUGUAAAUGGUUUAAAAAAAUUGGGACACAAAACUUUACGUUAUCGUGAUCGAGGCAGCUGUGUUUGCGGUCUAACUCAAAUAAAUGGAACAGUUUACGCGAAUGCCGAUCAUCGGAAGAAUGGAGAUGUCUACGGAACUGAUGAGAAACAUAUCCUCAAAUUCUGAUGUUAUUUAUCAUGUAGUUUUGUAAUUGUUGACGAGUUCAGUGAAAUGAUGACAAUUUUUACAACAAUCCGUGAUUUUUUAUGGACAAUUCCUCAUCCUGGAAGCGCGACAAUUUUUCCCUGAAGAUUUGGAUCUCAUGAAGACGAUCCUGAUCAUCUGAAGCACAACUGCCAUCAAAAACAAGUCACUGGAAAGGGAGUUAUUGGUUCGAAUCCAGCUCUGGGCAAUUUUUGGAACGAAUAAAAAAUAUUUUGUUGGGAA
This is a messenger RNA of Diachasmimorpha longicaudata, 2777 nucleotides long. RefSeq names its product scoloptoxin SSD14. Lineage: Eukaryota; Metazoa; Arthropoda; Insecta; Hymenoptera; Braconidae. Gene Ontology annotation, molecular function: glutathione gamma-glutamate hydrolase. The record is from RefSeq and is a predicted model, not a curated record. The transcript has 7 exons. Bases 471 to 2516 code for a protein of 681 amino acids. Gene Ontology annotation, biological process: glutathione catabolic process. Gene Ontology annotation, cellular component: plasma membrane.